This is a messenger RNA of Mycotypha africana, 220 nucleotides long. RefSeq lists its product as uncharacterized. The coding region runs from base 51 to 206 and encodes 51 amino acids. Lineage: Eukaryota; Fungi; Mucoromycota; Mucoromycetes; Mucorales; Mycotyphaceae. The record is from RefSeq and is a predicted model, not a curated record. The transcript has a single exon.
UUUGAAAUUAAGGUUAAAGUGCAAAUAAUUCUGCUUUGCACCAUAACUUUAUGUUUUCCGUGCUGUUAACAAGGAAGCUCAGAAUACUACAUUAUCAUUGUUUUAUGCGUUUUAUUUAUCUUUGUGCUCUAUACGAUUUUGGAAACAAGCAGAAAAUAUUCGAAAAAACUCUUAUGACGCACUUUGAAACUUUUUUUUUUUUUUAACAUUUAGUCUGCUU